Molecule: messenger RNA, 3867 nt
Organism: Nerophis ophidion (straightnose pipefish)
Lineage: Eukaryota; Metazoa; Chordata; Actinopteri; Syngnathiformes; Syngnathidae
Exons: 17
Coding region: 1-3573 (1190 amino acids)
Source: RefSeq, a predicted model, not a curated record
AUGGACCAAAAGGAAACGACUACAAGAAAGAGGUUAAGAGUUCCCACAAAGAAAAUGAAGGACCUGCAUAAUUCUCCUCCCCCAAUUAAGCAAUCUGAUUGUUUGGCAUUCGUCAGAUGGGAGGACGGUUAUACCGGCAAAAUCUUUACAGGAGCAGACAUUUUGCCAAGAGAUGAAGCUCCUGUGCAGAUCUUAGAUCUUAAAACAGGAGAUUCUGUUUUAGCAAAGUGGUCAGAUAUGAAGAUGCUGGUCCAGGUGAAGUACAACCAACAGCAGAAGUAUGUGAAGCUGGAUGACGUUGAGGGACAGUUUGACUUUCUCCAAUUCCAUGGAAAAGUCAUUGAGAGAUUUUGCCUGCCACCCGAUGCAAGCAUUAUGUACAAGGAUGCAACAGGGACAGAAGUUGAUGCGGAAAUAUUCAGCGACCUGGUUGGACAAGGCAAUGUGGUGCUGACAAUAUUCUCAAGCCAGGAAUUUUCAGACCUGUCCUUGUCCUCUGCAUCUGAGAUCUCUGACUCUAGCUUCAACUCAAGCGGAACUCUUACCAUGGAUGAGAUCCCUCACAAGAGAAAUAAGCAUGAUGCAACAUCAGCUAAACAGUUGAUUGAAGCUGUGUUAAAAGCCAAGUCUGGCAGUGAAGCAGUACUUCAGGAGUACCAAACAACAGAAACCCUAACAGAUAUCACAAGACGACAAAUGGUCAACAUACUGGUGGCUCACAUGAUUGAUAGUCAUGGAAACCUUCCCACUAAGGCAGUCAGAGAGGAAUAUGCUCUUGGCAUAGUGACACUGUUCCCGUCUCUCAAGGAUCCAUACACCAAGAAAGGCUAUGAACAUUUCUAUGAUGCUGCUAGUAGCACAGGAUACAUUUCUUGGCGUCUGAAAACAGUCCAAAGGAAAAUUCGGCGUGGAUCUGAGGCGCCACCAAGUAGCUCUUUGAACCUUUCUUCAGGAGGCCCAAAGUUCCAAAGGAUUGUCAAUGUCGACAAUCAGCUUGAUGGGGAUGCUUGUCAAGAGGCAGUAUCUUUGCUCAACCAUACCACAGACAAUUCCGUGAUUCUCCAGAAGAUGAGAGAGACAUUUCAGCACCGUCAGAAGCUUGUUAAUGACCCAGGUACAAGUGCUGAUAUCCUCUCCAUCUUCCCAAGAUUCCUCGAUACAAAAGGAUUGGUGGAGCAAGACUUCAUUCUCCUAUUUGAUGAUGAGACAUCCUCCAGGCUGCUUCAGAAGUGGGAUGUGUUCUUCAAACCAAACAUCAUAAAAGAGGCUAAGCGACUUACUUCAGCACCAGAGUUGCGGCGCUUGUUACAGUCAGCAGAAUGUUCCAUUGGAACUUACGACCAUGAAAUGGCCUCCCUGUUGUUGCUCAUACAUCUCCUUCCACCACCACCAGGAGGACCGAAGUCUCCAAAAAUCAGUGCAUGUGAUGCCAUUGAGAGACUUGUUGUCUUUCAUAAGUCAUGCUGCAGUAUGGAGGAGCAUCUCCGCAACCAGCAGGGUCGGCAGCCAUACCUCCUCGCUGUUGGCCGUCAGAAGAGCAAGAUCGACAGCUUCUACAUCGCCAUGGAUAAGCAUCUCAUCCCAUGCCAGUGGAUGUCUGGAUGUGAAUGGAAUGAUGAGACUGAUGAAGUUAAAGGUUGGCAACAGCAAGCUCUCCAUCUUUACCUCCACUCUAACCUUCUCUCCAUCUUUAUCUCAUGCUCUCCUUACCUCCAUCCAAACGUUUUCUCCAUCUUAACCUGCGUUCUCACCUUCUCUCCAUCUUUACCUCCAUCUACACCUUCUCUCCAUCUUUAUCUCCUUAUCUCCUUCUCUCCAUCUUUACCUCACUCUCUCCAUCUUUACCUCAUUCUUACAUUCUCUCCUUCUCUCCAUCUUUACCUCUCUCUCCAUCUUUACCUCAUUCUCACCUUCUCUCCAUCUUUACCUCAUUCUCUCCUUCUCUCCAUCUUUACCUCUCUCUCCAUCUUUACCUCAUUCUCACCUUCUCUCCAUCUUUACCUCAUUCUCACCUUCUCUCCAUCUUUACCUCCAUCCACACCUUCUCUCCAUAUUUACCUCCAUUCUCUCCUUUCCCCUCCAUUUUUACCUCCAUCCUCACUUCCUCUCCAUCUUUAUCUCAUUCUCUCCUUCUCUCCAUCUUUACCUCAUUCUCUCCAUCUUUACCUCAUUUUCUCCAUUUUUACCUCAUUCUCACCUUCUCUCUAUCUUUACCUCCAUCCACACCUUCUCUCCAUAUUUACCUCCGUUCUCUCCUUUUCCCUCAAUUUUUACCUCCAUCCUCACGUUCUCUCCAUCUUUACCUCAUUCUCAACUUCUCUCCAUCUUUACCUCCAUCCACACCUCAUCUCUAUAUUUACCUCCGUUCUCUCCUUCUCUCCAUCUUUACUUUCAUCCACACCUUCUCUCCAUCUUUACCUCCAUCCACACCUCAUCUCCAUAUUUACCUCCGUUCUCUCCUUCUCUCCAUCUUUACUUUUAUCCACACCUUCUCUCCAUCUUUACCUUCAUCCAAACCUCUCUAUUUGUACCUCCAUUUUCUCUAUCUUUAAUUCCAUCCUCAUAUUCUCUCCAUCUUUACCUCCCUCCACACCUUCUCUCCAUCUUUACCUCUGUUCUCAUCUUCUCUCCAUCCUUACCUCCGUUCUCAUCUUCUCUCCAUCUUUAACUUCAUCCACACCUUCUCUCUAUACCUCCAUUUUCUCCAUCUUUACCUCCAUCGACACCUUCUUUCCAUCGACACCUUCACUCCAUCUUUACCUCUGUUCUCAUCUUUUCUCCAUCUUUACCUCCAUCCACACGUUCUCUCCAUAUUUACCUCCAUUCUCAGUUUCUCUCCAUCUUUACCUCCGUUAUUACAUUCUCUCCAUCUUUACUUUAAUCCACACCUUCUCUCCAUCUUUACUUCCAUUCUCUUCUUCUCUCCAUCUUUGUCUCCAUCCACACCUUUUCUCCAUAUUCUCUCCAUCCACACCUUCUCAUCUGUACCUCCCAUCCACACCUUCUCUCCAUCCACACCUUCUCUCCAUCCACACCUUCUCCCCACGUUGUCCUGUGUUCACACGUGACAUCACUUCCUGUGCAGAGCUUCCAGAGGUGUUCCUGCUCCAGAAGACGCCGUCCUCUCCGGUCAGCUGCAUGGCGACAGGUUUCUACCCCGACGGUGCCGACCUGUUUUGGAGGAAAGACGGCGAGCAGAUCUUCGAGGACGUGGAGCACGGAGAGAUACUCCCCAACCACGACGGAACCUUCCAGAUGUCGGUGGCGCUGAAAGUGGAGGUGACGGCCGACGUGGAGGGCAAGUACGAAUGUGUGUUUCAGCUGUCAGGCGUCAAGGAGGACUUGGUCACCAAGCUGGAGAGAAGAAGCAUCCUGAGCAACGCAAGCCAUGAAGACAACUUGAGCGUCGCCCUCGCUGCCACGGCGGCGGUCCUCGCUGUGGCGGCCAUCAUCAUCAUCAUCAUCAUCAUGGUCAUGGUCAGGCGUCACAGAAACAGACAAGCCCAGUACGAUCCAGCUGCUCGCCACGGCGGCGUGGAGCUCGACGAGAACGUGCAGGCGGCUGAAGGCUGAGAUGCUUUGUGCACUGGAACACAGGGAGAUGUCUCCAUCGCUGAGGGACGUCAUCACACUCGGAGAUGAGAUGGAGAUGUGCUUUGUUCUUCGUCCGACUGCUCCUCACGCUAUUCCAUGUAUUCUUCUUUGGCCGUUAAAAGACUUUCAAGAUCAAACGUUGGUGGCUGUAAAAUCGCACGUUUCAUGGCCUUGACGUCAUGACGAGGAUUUCUUCUUUUCUUUCAAUGGCCGCUGCUUAUGAUCAAUAUCACAUUGUGUCACAUCUCUGUCAAUAAAUCCGUUUUUCCUCCA